This is a messenger RNA of Acytostelium subglobosum LB1, 903 nucleotides long. RefSeq lists its product as hypothetical. The coding region runs from base 1 to 903 and encodes 300 amino acids. The record is from RefSeq and is a predicted model, not a curated record. Lineage: Eukaryota; Evosea; Eumycetozoa; Acytosteliales; Acytosteliaceae. The transcript is spliced from 2 exons.
AUGAUCAGACUUGGAACACGUAUAUUGGGAGGAGUCGCUCAGAGACAAUGUGGAUCAGUGAUGGCUGCAAGAUACUUCUCAUCGUCGACUCAGCAUCAACCACAGCAUGGAGAGCACGGCAGCGAGCCAACAACAGCAGAAUCACACAGCAGAGUGACGAUCGAGGAUUUGCGCGCACAGGAUCAGCUGUUGGCAAAGGAGGAGGCUCUCGCUCACGAGAACGACUUGUUCUUUGAGCAGACUUCCGGCCCCGCGCAGAACGGCCGCAACCUCUACGAGGUUGUUCGCAACCGCAUCACUGGCACAGACAUCACUUCGACGCCAGGCUAUCACAUCGACCACACCGAAUACCCGGUCAACUUGGAGCCCUCCCCCACCCACCUCUACGAGACCGAGGAGGAGAUGCUGCGCGCCACCGACAAGUACGGUCUGUUUGACAGCGGUCACCACGACGACCACGGCCAUCACGAUGAGCACCACGAUGACCACGGCCAUCAUGAUGCCGCCCACCACGACGACGCCCAUCACAAGGGCGCCGCUGCUGGUCACAAGGGAGCCGCUGAUCACCACGACCACGGUCAUCACAAGGAGCAUCACCACGAGGAGCAUCACGGUGAGGAGCACCACGACGAGCAUCAUCACGAGGAGUGGAAGGAGGAGACUGAGUCCAGAGGUUACUUCUUGAACAGAACGAAUGAUGAUGGCGUUGACUUCUCGAAACCAUUCUUCUUGAUGUUUGGCGCAGUGCCACUCUACUUUAUGUACUCAUUGAACAAGCAGAGUCAGAAGGUGCCAGACUACUCCAAGUCCAAAGAGAUAUAUCUAAAUCAAGUGAACCCCAAGCUAAGGGAUCACUACAACGAACUUAAAAAGAAGUCUUCUUCAGCCUCUGACUCUCAUUAA